Messenger RNA from Rosa chinensis, 2143 nucleotides. Its product is annotated as nicotinamide/nicotinic acid mononucleotide adenylyltransferase. The record is from RefSeq and is a predicted model, not a curated record. The coding region runs from base 117 to 848 and encodes 243 amino acids. Lineage: Eukaryota; Viridiplantae; Streptophyta; Magnoliopsida; Rosales; Rosaceae. Gene Ontology annotation, biological process: NAD+ biosynthetic process. The transcript has 10 exons. Gene Ontology annotation, molecular function: nicotinate-nucleotide adenylyltransferase activity; nicotinamide-nucleotide adenylyltransferase activity.
CUUAUACCAGUCGUGCUCCCGCGUCUACGGAGCUUGGAGCUUGGGUCGCAGAAGCACAAUCGGGUCCACGUGGCUAAAAGGAGAGAUCUGUAGUUCUUCAAUCUCAAACGGGUGUCAUGGAUAUCCCUCUGCCUCUUAGUAAAUUGGCUAUGCAUUUGGUUAAUCACGACGACAAGGACAAGAAAUAUGUAGUUCUAGUAGCACCCGGAAGUUUCAAUCCUCCUACUUACAUGCAUUUACGAAUGUUGGAACUGGCGAGAGACGCAUUGAAGUCUGAAGGCUUUUGUGUGAUUGGAGGUUAUAUUUCACCUGUUAAUGAUGCAUACAACAAGAGGGGACUUAUAUCUGCUGAACAUCGUAUACAGUUGUGUCAUCUAGCCUGCAAAAGUUCAGAGUUUGUAAUGGUUGAUCCCUGGGAGGCAAGACAAAGUACCUUCCAACGAUGUUUAACAGUACUGUCUAGAAUCAAGGGUUUCUUGUCUGAGUCUGGGCUGAUACCCAGUGAAUCCCUGAAGUGCGUGCUUGUCUGUGGUUCUGAUCUACUCCACUCUUUUAGCAUUCCUGGAGUUUGGAUUCCAGACCAGGUCAGGAGCAUAUGUAGAGAUUAUGGUGUGGUUUGCAUUCGCAGGGAGGGACAAGAUGUUGACAAGAUAAUGUCAAAUGAUGAUAUUUUGAGGGAGAAUAGGGGUAACAUAAGAAUUGUGGAUGAGCUUGUACCAAACUAUAUAAGCUCGACAAGAGUAAGGGAUUGCAUCUCAAGAGGGUUGUCGAUAAAAUAUCUGACUGCAGAUGAAGUAAUUAAUUAUAUUAAAGAGCAGCAUCUCUACUUGAACUCAAAUGACAGUUGACAACUGACGAUCAUGAUUUUCCAAAGUGCACGUUUAUCAGAUCAUUGUGUAGAAACCAAUAAUCAGUCGAUUAAUAAAGCACAUAACUUUAGCAAUGGAUUGUCCACUGUUAAAAGCAUUGUUAUUUUCUACCGGCGUUUUAUCUUUCAUUUUAUUCACAUUUAUCCCAGAUUGUUUCCCUUCAAAUCUUGUUCCAGUGAUGGCCACUGUUUCAAACUUUAGUCUAAUUAGGUUGAUGAGCCCUAUUCUCCACCAGUCCUUUUGCUUAAACCACUCUUAAUUAGCAAGACAUUGGUCUUGGACAAUAAGAACAAAUGGACAUGUUGGUACAAUUAGUAGUGAAGAUGUACACACUGGUUCUCCUCUGAUCUAAAAUAGCAUAACUGAUCUAAAUCUGAGGCACCAUCACGGUCUCUUCUGCAGUAUUCCUCGACUAAUGAAGCAUUUUACCCAGCUAGUGUAGUUAACGGACAAUUUAUUAUGCAUGUGGCAGAGAAUAUGAUCUGUGCAUGAUUGGGAAAAUUUAUGAGUAUCAAACAUUGUUGCAAACUAUAAAAGGUCUGCGGUACCUGUGAAUUUGACUCUUUUUUAAUUAUUAGUCAAUUCACUAAUUUUUUCCUUUGAAACAGAGCUCCGGUUCUUACUAUCUUUUGCUUCAGGACUUCCUAUUUCUGUACUUCAAAAAGCUGCUGCUAAGUCCAGGGAAUUCAAAGCUGCAUAUGGUAAACACUUGAAGCAUUCUGAAGAUAGCUUUCCCUUUCAAAGUCCAGUUGACAAGAAAAGUUUACCAACAUCGUGGCAAAGUUGACUAGUCACGAGUCAGCUGAGGGCAUUGACAUUGACUCCCUGACUGAAAGUUUGGCAUGAAGCAAGAUUGCUUGAGCAACAAAGUUGAGAUGGUGCACUUUUAGUACUUUCCAAGUCUCAGGUAACUAAAUUUUGGCACUCCAUGAGGAUAUUGACAACUUCCUUCACUACUCAGUAGCCAUUUGCUAAUUGUCUUACCAACUCGUGUGUUGGAGUGCAAGUUCAGUCAUUUUUGAUAGAAUGUUAACUGAAAGAAAGAAUGCAGAUGACCUGCGUUUGCUGGUUGGAUUGACCAGCUCCUUGGCUUCCAAGUUAGAUUUUCCAUAAAGAUUUGGGGCAAUUUAUUUGUCGAUGUGAGGAGAAAGUAGUUAUCCUCCUCUUCAAUUGUAGAUGGUAGUUGUAAUGUCAAUGUAUUGGUUCAAAUUUUCAAGAGCCAGGCUGAGGCCGAAGUUUGUUGAUUAAUUUCCAACGUGAAUGCAAUUGGUAGA